This is a messenger RNA of Chrysemys picta bellii (western painted turtle), 3582 nucleotides long. RefSeq names its product cell division cycle 25B (gene CDC25B). Gene Ontology annotation, cellular component: nucleus; cytoplasm. Lineage: Eukaryota; Metazoa; Chordata; Testudines; Emydidae. Gene Ontology annotation, biological process: G2/M transition of mitotic cell cycle; positive regulation of G2/MI transition of meiotic cell cycle; positive regulation of G2/M transition of mitotic cell cycle. The record is from RefSeq and is a predicted model, not a curated record. Gene Ontology annotation, molecular function: protein tyrosine phosphatase activity.
GGUUCGAUCCCCGCCGCCGGCGGUAGGAGAGGGCUCGGAUUGGGGGAGCAACGAUGGGGGGACCCCUGGGAUGAGGCGAGGUGGCGCCCCCCAGCUCCGCGGGCUGCAAGCCCCCCGCCCGCUCCAGCGAGCCGCUUUCCCGGCACCGCCGCAGCCUGACCCCUCCCCGGCUGGGGCUGGCGGUCCCCCCCCGGCUGGCGGGGCUGGCUCUGCCGGGCGGCCCGUGCUAUUGGCUGGCCGCUCGCCGCCCGCCCGUGUUAUUUUUCGAAUAUAAAUACGGGGCCCGGCGCUGGGGCGCGCUGACUCGGGCCAGGCGGAGCCGGAGAGAGCGACACGCGGGGGGCCCGGCUCAGCGCCCCGAGUCCUGCCCCGUCCCGCAGCGCCCGUCCCGCAGCGCCCGGCCCCGCACGCCCCGUCCCGCAGCGCUGAGCCGAGCCGAGCCGCUCUCCCGGGUCCCCGUAACAGCCCCGCUCCGCUCCGCAUGGACGGCCAGGACAUGCCGGGCGGCUCCAGCCCUGCCCGGAGCCGGAGCGCGGCGGUGCGACCGUCCCGGCUCCCCUGCGGCUUCCCCCGGGGGGGCAGCGGCCUCUUGCCGCCGGCGCCCGGGGUCCUGUCUCCGGUCACCAACCUGGCCCUCAAUCUGAACAACCUGGCCGGGCUGGGAAGUCCAUAUGACACCCCAAAGAGGAAGAAGCUGGAGAUCGGCUUCAAGAGCGAAUGGUCUUCGCUGUCGCAGGACUCCGUCUCGUCUGAGUCGUCGCAGGACUCCGGGUGGUCCGAGUCUUUGGAUUCAGGAGUUGGGCUGGAUUCCCCUGGACAGCUGGACCCAGAACCCUUUGAAGAAGUCUUCGAGAAAGCAAUUCUGGAAUCGGGAAGAGUUGUCAAAGGCAAAAGAUUCCCCGUCCGGAGGAUCCACUCCCUGCCGGAGAGGCUUCUGGGCACCAGCCCUGCCCUGAAAAACCUUUCCAACGCCCAGGAGUUCAGCAGCCCGGAGACACGCGAACGGCCCUCGCGCCGGAAAGAGAACAAGGAGAAUGCAGGGUUUGUAUUUAAGAUCCCGUUGAGGCCCACCAAUCACAGCCGGCUUCACCCCUUCGAUGGGAGCAGCGAGAAGGACCCUUUUGCACAGAGACCAAACUCCGCCCCGGACCUCCUGUGUGGCACCCCCGAGAAGGAGAACAUGGGGGUGGAAGCAGAGAGCCCAGUGUUCCUACGCCGCUCCUCCCUCACCUCCUUCGUGACUGACGAAGAGGACGAUGGGUUUAUGGAGAUCCUGGACGAGGAGGAGCUGAAGAACGAUGCGGACGUGCCGCCGGGGAUGGAGAACCUGCUGACUGCCCCACUGGUGAAAAAGGAAGGCGCUGAUCUGAGGUCGGUGAGACACAGCAAAUGUCGCCAGCUCUUCAGGUCCCCCUCCAUGCCCAGCAGCGUGAUCCGGCCCAUCCUGAAGCGGCUGGACAGGCCGCAGGACAAAGACACUCCGGUCAAAACCAAGAGGCGGAAGAGCGUAGCUGGCACCCCGAUCGAGGAGAAGGCGGAGGAGCCGAAAUCAAGGCUGUUGCGCUCCAGGUCCUUCUGCCAUGAUGAGAUCGAGAACAUCUUGGAUAACGAUCACCGAGAACUCAUCGGGGACUUCUCAAAGGCUUAUCUUCUACAGACUGUGGAAGGGAGACAUCAGGACUUGAAAUACAUCUCCCCAGAAAUGAUGGUGGCCGUGCUGAACGGCCACUUCAACAGCCUCAUUGAGAACUGUGUGAUCGUGGACUGCCGGUAUCCCUACGAAUAUGAAGGGGGUCACAUCAAGGGGGCUGUGAACCUGCCGCUGGAGCAGGACAUCGAGGACUUCCUGCUGAGGAACCCCAUCGUCCCGUUGGACGUGCAGAAGAGGGUGAUCGUGAUAUUCCACUGUGAAUUUUCUUCGGAGAGGGGUCCCAGAAUGUGCCGGUUUGUCAGGGAAAAAGAUCGGGCACGCAAUGAGUACCCCAACCUGCACUAUCCCGAACUGUACAUCUUGAAAGGAGGAUACAAAGACUUCUUCCCGCAGUACCAAGCACAUUGCGAACCCCGGGACUAUCGUCCCAUGCAUCACGAGGACUUCAAGGAGGACCUGCGGAAGUUCCGUCAGAAGAGCCGCACGUGGGCAGGAGAGAAGAGCAAGCGGGAGCUAUACAGCCGCCUCAAGAACUUCUAAAGGGGCCCGGGGACGCUGGGGCGGGGUGGGGGGGCCACAGGGCAACUGCCACAUGCAUUGAAGAGAGACUUGACACACCUUGCCGCAAGGCUGGGGCUGGUUCCCGAGGUGAGAACCGUUCUGCUGAGCCAGUUCUUUGGACACGGUUGGAGAUCCAUCUACUCCUUGGCCAGGAAGCCAUGGGACAGAGUAACACACGCACAUACCUCCCGUAACCGCACAUACCUCCCGUAACAACAGAACUGGGUGGCGCUCAAGGGCUUCCGAAUCCCCUGGGCUCGUUGCCGUCUCCAUGCUGUGAAACUCCUGCCGGGGGUAGGAUUUGUAGCUCUGAGGUUGACCCAGAUCCUCCAUGAAUGGGUGGUUGCACUGGACAUGGAAGCGAGGCUGGAUAUUUCAGGUACCAUGGAAGGGUCGGGUUGAAGCUGUCCAAGUCUGCGUGUUUCAAAUGGCGGCUGUUCUCUGACCUGAUUGGUGGGAUCAUCUUUCAGCGUCUGCAGUGGCACCUGCAUUGCCUUGAGGAGGUGAAAACCAGGACACCAUCGAGCAUCCACCAAUUGCUGCAAGAGGUGUGAGUGUUGCAUCAUGCCCCCCUGCAAGCUGUUCUGGGUGUGGAUGUGUGUCCACAAGCUGUUGUGCCUUCAGUCUCUUGAAAGGUUAAACAAAUCAAAUGCAAUCUGAAGCUGACGCGGGGGGAAGGCCGUGCUUGACUGAGAUCUUCAUUUCUGCCCAGUUCAGUCUUCUAGGGCCUCCUGGAGCCUCCUGGCCCUUGGGUGCAGCGUGGAUUGCUGUCUUAGCAAGGGAUGUUGUUUGUCCUUUUAAUCUUACAUGCGUUAUUGAAAUCAUGGCCAAGAGCGGGAAUGCUCCGGGGGCGGGGUGAGGAGGCUAAAAAGACAGGCCUCAGGGACUGGGGAAAAGCUCCAGGAUUUGCCACAUUCAGUGCUGAAAAAAGCUCUGCUCGACAGAGGAGCCCCAGUGCCUUUUCAAAUCCCAUCUCUUCCAGUCGUCAGGGCCGGAACCAAAGGCCCAUAUCCAGCUCCCUCUCAAGCCGGCUGCACACUUGUUUGGGCUUGGAGGGGAGACAGGUGGGGAAUUUCCAGCUCCCAGUGACAAAUCUUCCACAUCCCCUCGGCUCUGCCACUGGCAGAUCUUAGAACCAUCCCCUGCCGAUUGCCAGCUCACUUCCCCCCCUGCCCCCAUGUCAGCAGCCACCGUCUCCAACAGCUACAGCGACAACCCAGCACUAUAGAGCCCUGGCGUUCCCUAAAGCAUUCGCCUCUGAUUCUAGCCGUGAAUAAACCUGGCUGUUAACGUCCUUGGCAUCGAUUUAAGUGGAGAGCGACGGACGGGGGCUAGCGACCUUGCUGGGAGUGGCUCAGACCUCACGAUGA